AGUAAACAGAAAAAAAUGUCUCUUAUCUUCAGAAAUCCUCACUUCACUUCUCUCAGCCUAAACCCUACACAAAAAACUCCCCACAGUAGAGCAAUGAUUCUUCAACCCACCACCCCCAAACCACCGCCAAAUCACCACCACCACCACCACCACCACCACCACAAUCAGAUCCAUCUAUUCUCACCGAAUACGCUGUCGUUUUCUCUCAAACAACCACCCGCAAUCUGUAACACACACAGAAACCCGCUCUUCGUUGCGUGUUCGUCGAUAUCGCAGGUUCACAGCUAUGGAACGCUUGACUACGAGAGGCGGCCGAUGCUGAAUUGGAAUGCCGUGUACAAGCAGAUAUCCAUGCUGGAUGACCCCAAAUUGGGCUCCGCUUCUGUGCUGAAUCAGGUGGAAAAUGAUGAUAAGAGGCUCACGAAAUGGGAGCUCUGCAGGAUUGUCAAGGAGCUCAGGAAAUUCAAGCGCUUCAAAUACGCCCUCGAGGUUUACGAUUGGAUGAAUAACAGAGCAGAAAGGUACAGAAUAACAACAAGCGACACCGCUAUUCAGCUCGAUUUGAUCGCCAAAGUGCACGGCAUCGCAAGUGCCGAACACUAUUUCCUCAAAUUGCCAGAUGCCUUAAAAGACAAGAGAAUCUACGGGUCUCUCUUGAACGUGUACGCCCGUUCAAGAAUGAGGGAAAAAUCCGAGUCUCUAAUGGACAUAAUGAGGAGCAAAGGCUACGCUAGCCACGCACUCCCUUUCAAUGUGAUGAUGACACUCUAUAUGAACCUCAAAGACCAUGAAAAGCUCGAAUCACUAAUAUCAGAACUGAAGGAAAAAAACAUCGCAUUAGAUAUAUAUACAUACAAUAUCUGGCUGUCAUCCUGUGGUGCAAAAGGGGCUGUGGAGAAAAUGGAGGAAGUUUUCGAACUGAUGUCGGCAGACCCCGCCAUCAAUCCGAAUUGGACCACAUUCAGCACAAUGGCAACAGUGUAUAUCAAGUUAGGCCACCUCGAAAAAGCCGAAGACUGUCUGAAAAAGAUUGAGAGUAGAGUAACGGGUAGGGACCGUUUGCCCUACCAUUAUCUUAUUAGUUUAUACGGAAGUGCUCAUAAUAAAGAUGAGGUUUAUCGGGUGUGGAAUCUUUACAAGGCAUCUUUUUUCAAUAUUCCGAAUUUGGGCUACCACACUGUGAUCUCUGCCUUAGCAAGAACAGACGAAAUGGAAGGGGCUGAGAAGAUAUACGAUGAAUGGCUCUCCGUGAAAUCGUUCUUCGAUCCUAGAAUAACGAAUAUUCUCUUGAGCUCAUAUGUUAGAAAGGGGCUUUCUCAAAAGGCGGAGACUAUGUUUGGCCAGAUGAUCGAGGCUGGUGGGAAACCUAAUUCCAUGACUUGGGAGAUUUUUGCAGAAGACCACAUUCGGAAUACAAGGAUAUCCGAGGCUUUGUCUUGCUUAAAUAGUGCUACUUUAGCUGAUGGUUCGAAAAAUUGGAGGCCGAAUCCCUCGAAUGUAUCUUCGAUUCUCAAGAUCUGCGAGCAACAAGCUGACGUGGCAAGUAAGGACGCCUUGCUGGCGAUCCUGAGGCGGAUGGGUUGUCUUAAUGAUGUGUCGUAUAUGUCGUAUAUACCGAUGCUGAGCGGUGAGAGAAUUCCCGGUGGUGUUUCGGUGGCGGAAGAUAGUGAUGGGGGCGACGAUGGAACUUUUGGACUUCUGAACGAACUGCAGGAGACCUUGUGAGAGAGUUUUCGAUUUCUGACAUGGCCAUGCAAUAUAGUGUACCGUGCGAAAGGUAGGUGUUUCCUCGACGAAAUUUACCCUUUUUUUAGCGACUUUUAAGUAUUAGUAAAUAUUGAGUUUGUUAGGUACUGUUAUUCUCGAAAAUCAAGAAUGAAUUUUGGGUUUAUUCAAUGAAGCUCUGCAGAAACAUUAUUAUUUUUGCUUGCUAUAAGAAUGAAUCUUGUUGAUUUG
Molecule: messenger RNA, 1956 nt
Organism: Erythranthe guttata (spotted monkey flower)
Lineage: Eukaryota; Viridiplantae; Streptophyta; Magnoliopsida; Lamiales; Phrymaceae
Product: Tetratricopeptide repeat (TPR)-like superfamily protein
Cellular component (GO): mitochondrion
Molecular function (GO): protein binding
Source: RefSeq, a predicted model, not a curated record